AUGGACAAAAGCCUGGUGAAGCGCACGGAUCGUCUGGACGGUCUCUAUGACGCCGAGAAACAAUUUCUAAUAGUCGAAUACGAGCCGUCGUCGUCGAUCAAAUCGAUAGCAGCGCUUACGUUGAAAAAGCGCCAGGGACCAAAGAGUCAGGCGGUAAAUAUUGGUGCCACGAUGUUGAAAGGUUUCGAAACAAUGGACAAGUUUGAGGCUAUAGGAAAGAAAGAAACAAUACGCUAUAAAUGUUGCUUUUAA
Molecule: messenger RNA, 252 nt
Organism: Cylicocyclus nassatus
Lineage: Eukaryota; Metazoa; Nematoda; Chromadorea; Rhabditida; Strongylidae
Source: the annotation of a GenBank genome assembly